Messenger RNA from Phaeoacremonium minimum UCRPA7, 1218 nucleotides. RefSeq names its product putative glycoside hydrolase protein. The record is from RefSeq and is a predicted model, not a curated record. The transcript has a single exon. Gene Ontology annotation, biological process: fungal-type cell wall polysaccharide metabolic process. Gene Ontology annotation, cellular component: fungal-type cell wall. Lineage: Eukaryota; Fungi; Ascomycota; Sordariomycetes; Togniniales; Togniniaceae. The coding region runs from base 1 to 1218 and encodes 405 amino acids.
AUGCUUUCUAAGACUUCCAUCGCUCUUCUGGCUUCGGCCGUUCUCGCCAACGGCGUGGUGGCUGUGGACCUUCACCACCGCCAUGCUCACCAGCACCUUCACGAGAAGAAGGCCGUCUAUUAUCUCAAGACGGAGAUCGAGGUCGUGACUGAGUGGGUCACCGUCACAUACGACCCAAAUGCUCCGGUUUCCAUGUUCGCUCCCGGCCAGCAUUCUGAGAAGGUUAUCUCUACCAGCUCUACUUCUACUUCCUCCUCUUCCUCUACCUCUUCCACAACUUCCACAACUCCCACUUCGACCUCGACUUCAUCCAUCUUCGUUGCCCCUGUGCCGACGACUUUGGUUACCAGCAGCGCAGCUCCAGCCCCAGCCGCCGAGACUCCUGAAAUUAACAUCCAGGUUGCGGCGUCGGUCGAGGUUGCUGUGACUACUCCUGCCGCUGCUGCCGUAGUCUCAACUCCGGCUGCUGAGGCUGAGCCUGCCACCACCACCACGGCAGCUGUUGCUGUUUCGAACAGCGGCAAGCGUGGCUUCGCCUACAAUGACGCUACCCUCGCAGCUCCUCUUCUGGGCGGCAAGGUCAAGUGGGGUUACAACUGGGGCCAGAGCCGUGAUGGCUUGGACGACGACUUGGAGUACGUUCCCAUGCUCUGGGGACCUGCCAGUGAUCAUUCGUCUACCUGGUCUGCCAAUGCCAAGAAGGCCAUCGCAGCAGGCUCGACCAAUCUCCUGAGCUUCAACGAGUGCGACAACAUUGGUCAGGCCAACAUCUCGCCUUCCCAGGCCGCUGCGGACCACAUCACCUACAUGAACCCGUUCUCAGGUCAGGCACGUAUCGGCUCCCCGGCUAUCACCAACAGCGGCGCCGACGGUGAAGGCAUCAGCUGGCUCAACUCCUGGAUCGAGGCUUGCAACGGCAAGUGCGCUUUCGACUUCUGCGCAUUCCACUGGUACAGCCCAGCUGAUCCCAAGGAGUUCCUUGAGCACGCCACCAAGGUUCACGAGGCUUGCGAUAACAAGCCCGUUUGGCUGACUGAGUUUGCGCCUUUCGGCGAUGACGACACGAUCAACGACUUCCUCCUCGAGGUCAUGGACCAGAUGGACAACAACGCCACCUACUCCUUCAUCGAGCGUUACUCCUUCUUCAUGCUGAGUGACGGCUCCCUCGUCAACGGUGGCGCGGCCAGCGUGUACGGCAAGUCGUAUGCCUUCUCUUGA